CCCUCGGUAGGCACGCAAGUCCUCCGAGAGACUUGGCCCCAGGUACCUGUGCAUCUAAUAAAGCCUCUUGCUGUUUGCAUCUGAUCUGUGGUUUCGGUGUGUUUCCCGGGUCUGGGGUCUCUCCCUGAGGAAGAUCUCCCCUGGGGGUCUUUCAUUUGGUGGCCCGUACGGGGAUUGAGACCCCUCCCUGGGACCACCGACCCACCAUCAGGAGGUAAGCCGGCCGGCCUUGGUUUAUGUCAUCCCUGUCCAGUCUGAGUGUUGUCUGUUUGUCUGAAUGUUGAAUGUUGUUUGUUUUUCUCCGUGCCUGCGCCUGAUAAUCUGUCUGUGUCAGUGGAUCUGAAAGAGGGGGCCGACGGGCCUGGACUUCGCCACUGGAACCCUGGAAGACGUUCCAGGGGAAUCUGGAAACCUGGAAGACGUUCCACGGGAAUCUGAAAUGCCCUCUGGGGCACGGUUUUUUGGGGCCACUCACGUAUCCGAGGGAUACGUUGUGCUGGUUGGAGAAGAGGGGGUUGGACCCUCGCAGUCUCCUUCUGAGGUUUUGCUUUCGGUUUGGAACCGAAGCCGCGCAGCGCGUGUUAGUGUUAUUUGUAUUGGUCUGUUGUUCCUUGUUUUCUGUUUAACCGUUCUCCUCCUAGAAACAACCAUGGGACAGACUGUCACCACCCCCUUGAGCCUCACGCUUAAACACUGGUCAGACGUAAAGACACGAGCCAACAACGAAGGAGUCGUAAUCAAGAAGAAAAAAUGGAUCACUCUUUGCGAGGCCGAUUGGGUUAGAAUGGAUGUAGGAUGGCCUCAUCAGGGAACCUUUAACCUCAGUCUUAUUUCACAGGUGGAGGGAAAAGUUUUUGCUUCCAGUCCCCAUGGCCACCCGGACCAGGUCCCAUACAUUGCCAUGUGGAGACUCCUGACAACAGAACCUCCCCCAUGGGUUAAGCCGUUUCUCUUCCCCUCGGCCCCCCGGCAGCAGCAGCGCUCGCCGAAUCCCGGGGCCGAGGAAGCCAGAUCGGCGGAUCCCUCCCACUCCCUGUUCCUCCCUAACCCCACACCAACAAGUCUUUUCCUCUCCCCGCAGGCCGCCGCUCCAGCGCAGGUGGGCGCGCGAGCAGGCUUGCAGGCGGGUGCGGGAGAUGGGAACACGCAGGCGAACGUGCAGGCGGGCGCGCAGGCGGCCGCAGGUUAUGGUGCCGGCGCUCAGGCGGGGCGGGGGAUGGGAUCGGUGGGAGACUGCUCCCCGACCGGCUCUGGGACGACUUGGGAGCCCCGAUUUGGGGAAGGGGGCUCAGGAGGGACGGCGCCACUCAUGAGCGCCAAACCACCGCUCCCUCCCGCCUCUCCUUCCUCCUCCCUUUACCCUGUUCUCCCACGAAAGGAUUCCCCUAAGGCUCCCGUCCUCCCCCCGGACCCCAAUUCACCUCUUAUUGACCUCCUCACAGAGGACCCACCACCAUACCCAGGGAAUCGGGCACCGGAGGGACCGGUGGCCCCUGCAAUGGCACCGGAGGGACCGACGGCCCCCCCGGAGGCGCCUGAACAGCCUCCAAGGAGAGAGAGGGAAGAUGAGAUUCCGGCUCCCUCCCCAAUUGCCGGUCGCCUACGAGGAAAGCGCGACGAGCCAGCUAAGGAGUCCAGAGCCUUUCCCCUUAGGGAAGGUCCUAACCACCAGCUCCAAUACUGGCCGUUCUCAGCCUCUGAUCUCUACAACUGGAAACAACAUAAUCCCCCUUUCUCUAAGGACCCUGUUGCCUUGACUAACCUGACUGAGUCCAUUUUAGUGACCCACAAGCCCACUUGGGAAGAUUGUCAGCAGUUACUGCAGACCCUCCUGACGGUGGAGGAAAAGCAGCGGGUCUUCCUGGAGGCUCGGAAGCGGGUUCCAGGAGACGAUGGAAGACCCACCCAAUUGCCUAAUAUCAUUGACGCAGCCUUUCCCCUCACCUGCCCGAACUGGGACUUCGUGACCCCGGAAGGUAGGGAGCACCUACGUCUCUAUCGCCAGUUGCUCUUGGCGGGUCUCCGAGGGGCGGCUAGACGCCCUACCAAUCUGGCCCAGGUUAGAAAUGUAACCCAGGGAAAGGAGGAAACGCCGGCAGCGUUCUUAGAAAGACUUAGAGAGGCGCGCAAGUCCUCCGAGAGACUUGGCCCCAGGUACCUGUGCAUCUAA
Messenger RNA from Peromyscus maniculatus bairdii (prairie deer mouse), 2170 nucleotides. Lineage: Eukaryota; Metazoa; Chordata; Mammalia; Rodentia; Cricetidae. The record is from RefSeq and is a predicted model, not a curated record.